Molecule: messenger RNA, 2237 nt
Organism: Plasmodium gaboni
Lineage: Eukaryota; Apicomplexa; Aconoidasida; Haemosporida; Plasmodiidae
Exons: 1
Source: RefSeq, a predicted model, not a curated record
AAAAAAAAAAAUAAUAAUAAAUAUUUUAUAAAUUUUAUGAAUAAAAUAAGACCAGAUAAAUAUCAAGAUAUAUCGUAUAUAUUAUAUAUUAAUAAAAAAAAAAAGAAAUUAAAAAUAAAUAAGAUGAAAAAGAAGAACAAAAGAAAUAAAGAGAAAUUAAAAAAAUAUCCUUUUUCAUAUAUAAUGAAUACUAAAAAAAAAAAAAAUAAAUAUGUAAUAUCUAAUAAUAAUAUGUUAGAUAAAAUAAUCAAUUCCUUUGAUUCUUUACAAAUAAAAUUAAAAAACAUUUUCUUCUUUUUUUAUACAUCGAACAUGAAUAUGUAUAUAGGAAUAUUUAUAAGAAAUAUUAAAUCAUUAUUAUUAAAUAAUCAUAUCUAUAAUAAAACAAAUUGUCAUCAUUUAAAAUAUAUACAACAAAUUAAUAAAUGUAUUAUAUUUACAAGAGAUAAUUAUUUAAAUCAUGAAAAGAUUCAACUUUCUAUAUUUGAAAUAUUUAAUAAUAAUAAUACGUUGAACGAUAAAAAAAAUAAAUGUAUUUAUUAUUUAUCACCUUUGUUUUUCUUUUUAAAUAAAUAUCAUAAUAAAAAGAAAGGACUUACAAACAAGAUUAGAAAACAUAACACUUAUGAAUAUAAAGAUAACCACAAGGGAAUAAAUAAACAUGCAUUCAUUCAUACAAAGAAGAAAUUUGCACAUGCAUAUGACAUGAUAUAUUUUGAUGAGGAGCAUAUAAGAAGAUAUACAAAUAUAAAUAAAGAUAAAGAAAAAAUUAGAAAAAAACAAAAAAAUAUGUGUCUUUUUAAAAAAGGGACAUCUAUAUAUUCAUUCAAAGAUAUUAAUAAAAGUUUGUCAGAUAAUUUACAUUUAUCUUAUUAUAAUAAGAAAAAAAAAAAAAAAAUAAUAUCACAUAGAAAUAAUUAUAAAUCAUGGACAUUUUUUGAUUGUCUAUAUAAGAUGAAACAAAAUAUUUAUAAGAACUUUUAUUCAACAAUAGAAUCUAAUAAAUUAAAAUUUUUUAAAAUACACAGAGGGAAUGAAAAAAAAGUUUAUUUUUAUUCUCCUUAUAAUAUAUAUUUAAGAAAUAAUACAACCAAUUAUAUGAACAUAAAAAAUCAUGAUGAGAAAAAAUUAAAUGAACGAACAUAUAUUUCUUUUUUAGAAAAGAAAAAGAAUAAAAAAGAAAUGGUGAUAGAUAUUAAAUAUUAUAAAAAAAUCAAUAGUCAAAACGGAAAAAUUAAAAAUAAAGUAAAAAGAAAAAAAAAAAAAAAAAAAUAUAUAUAUAUCAAACAAAAUAAUAUUGAUUCAAGUGGUUAUAAUAAUGUAAAUGUAUGUAUGUCUUAUGAAUCAUCAAUACAUCUCUCAUUUAAACACACAUUUCAAAAUAUUAAUAUUUAUAUACCAUUAUAUUUAAUUGUAGAAAUUAAUAAACUUUUAAAAGCAUCAAAAAUAAUUCAAUUAUUAAAUAGUAAAUUAUUAAAUUUUAAAUUAUUAAAUUUUUUUCAAAAUAUAAAAAAAAAAAAAAAAUUCCAAGAUGAUAAUGAUAUACAAAUAUGUAAUAAGAAUCAUGUUGUGAAUUGUCAGAAUAAUAUUAAUAAAAAUAAGAUGACACAAAAAUUAUUAAUUACAUAUAAUUUUAAAUUAUUUUUUGUUGAUAGUAAGAUCCAUUUUUUAUCUCCAUCUAUUUUUUUUAUAUACAAUGUAAAAGAAAAGGAUGAAAACAUAAAUAAAAUGAAUAUUUUUGAUAAUAAAAUUAGAAUAUCAAAGGUUCAAAAUAAAAUAUAUACAGAUAAUUCGAAUGGACAUAUUUUUAAAAAACCUAUUCAAAGUAAUGACAUAUAUAUGUAUGAACUAAAAAAAGAUAAAGAAAAUAAAAAAAUUGAUAAGAAGAAUAAAAAGUAUCAAAGUAGUUGUGAGGGUUCGACUACUUUAUAUAAUUCUUAUUUAAAAAAAGCAGAAGAAAAGAAAAAAAAAUAUAUAGAUAAAAAAAGAAAAAAAAAAAAAAAUGUAUAUUUAUUAUUAAAAAGAAAAAGAGAACAAUAUAAUGAAGAGAAUUUAAAUAAGAAAAUUUUUUUAUAUGACAUAUUUUUAAGUGCAAAUUUUAAGGUUGAUAUUAAAAAAAUGCGUGGUAAAAAGAAAUAUAUAUAUGAAGAUAAUAAAGAUAAAAUGGAAAUUAUAUAUAACAUGGAUGAUAUAAAAAAUCUAGAAAAUAACAUAAAUGAUAAUAAUAAUAAUAAUAA